This is a messenger RNA of Ochlerotatus camptorhynchus, 1697 nucleotides long. RefSeq names its product glutactin-like. Gene Ontology annotation, molecular function: serine hydrolase activity. The record is from RefSeq and is a predicted model, not a curated record. The transcript has 4 exons. Bases 42 to 1697 code for a protein of 551 amino acids. Lineage: Eukaryota; Metazoa; Arthropoda; Insecta; Diptera; Culicidae.
UUCGGUUCGGUCAUUCGUCGCUAAUCGUAUAGUAAACUGAAAUGUUAUCCAAAUUAACUGUGAUAGUGUUCGCAAUCGGUGUUAUUUCCAGCAAUGGACAACAAUUGCCGCCGCCAAUAGUUAACAUCCAAGGCUUGGGAAACGUUCAGGGCUCGAUUGGUCAUACGGCAUGGACAAAUAGACCCAUCUUCAAGUUUCAAGCCAUUCCGUACGGGCAAUCCCCGAUUGAAGGUUUGAGAUUCAAGCCUACGGUGAAUGUCGGGCCUUGGAGUGGAACUAAAGAUGCUUCGAAACCGGGCGUCCGUUGCCCCCAGAUUACUAUGGAUUAUGUCAACGUGGACAACGAAGACUGCCUCACCUUAUCGGUGUAUUCUAAUAAUUUGAAUGCCACCCGUCCUGUGAUGGUGUACAUUCAUGGAGGUUGGUUCUAUACAGGGGGAGCAGACAUGUUCAAACCGGACUAUCUACUAGAAUCGGACAUCGUUUUGGUUGUGAUUCAAUACCGGCUGGGACCGCUCGGAUUUCUAAGUACCAUGAGCGAAGAUAUUCCCGGAAAUGCCGGAAUGCUGGAUGUGAUAGCUUCGUUGGACUGGGUUCAGCAGCAUAUCGGGAACUUUGGAGGGAACAGUGACGAGGUGACGAUCUUUGGUCAAUCCGCGGGAGCAUCCACGGUUACGGCAAUGCUUCACAGUCCAUUGGUUCAAAACCGUCCGCUAGCUCCUUUCCGAAAAGCGAUCAUCCAGUCCGGUUCGCUGCUGGUUCCGAGGCAUAUAGCUGAUUCACCAGUGGAAGGGGCAAUUGACAUCGCUAAUCGUAUGGGCUGUACUGAAGCAAGGAUUGAGAAGUGUUUUCAAGGAACAUCCACCAAAAUCCUUCUGGAAGCAUUUCUCGCUCAUCGAAACGAAACUAUUGCAAAGCGUGGAUUUCCGUAUGUAGCAGCAACGAACAUUGUGGUGGGAGGUCCGUCGGGACUAUUCCCUCAACAUCCUAAGCAUUACCAUCAAUAUGCGAACAAGGAGAUUUCCAUCAUGGCGGGAACUGUUUCACAGGAUGGUCUCUUCCUGUUGGAUGAGCUUUACCGAAUGCAGCCGACACUACCUAAGUCAUUUAACAGUGCACACGACUUGCUACUGUACGUUCGUACACUGCAUGAGAAGUUUGGCCAAACUAGACUCGAUGGAGCUAUGGAGGCAUACGCAAUCGGAAGCAACUUCCUGGAGCGGGAAAUCGAUCAACUGCGCUGGAAGGAUCUAGUGGCCAGCUUGACUGAUGUUUGCAGCACUAAUGGAGUAAAAGCUCCCGUGUUGACGGAAGUUCAUGCUUUUUCCCGCGUGAAUCCCGACAACGUCUACCUAAACAGUUUCGACUAUGCCAGUACGCAGAACGCGGAGAUUGAAUAUACCGUCCCAUUCCCACAUAAAGGGGCAGUCGCACAUGCCGAUGAACUCCACUAUCUAUUUCCUGUGAGGGCAUUGAACGCAGAUGAUAUCAAAAUGGCAAAGAUCAUGGUUAAACUAUGGACGUCCUUUGCAAUUAGAGGGGUACCCAGUGCCGAUGAUAUUCCCUUCUGGCCACCAGCGAGUCGACUAUAUGGACCAUAUUUGAAGAUCAACACGGUAAGCGAGCAGGGAAGCAACUACCGCAACGAGUUCACUGCUACUGCGGCCAAGUAUAGGGCAAAAGAGACUGAUCACUGA